This is a messenger RNA of Chelmon rostratus (copperband butterflyfish), 4342 nucleotides long. RefSeq names its product dual specificity phosphatase 23b (gene dusp23b). Lineage: Eukaryota; Metazoa; Chordata; Actinopteri; Chaetodontiformes; Chaetodontidae. Gene Ontology annotation, molecular function: protein tyrosine/serine/threonine phosphatase activity. Gene Ontology annotation, biological process: cilium assembly; protein dephosphorylation. The coding region runs from base 487 to 942 and encodes 151 amino acids. The record is from RefSeq and is a predicted model, not a curated record. The transcript is spliced from 4 exons.
GAUCAGACAGCCGGCAACAUGGCGGCCUAGAAGAACUUCCAGUUCGAUCGAGGAGCGAGAAAAACGACAAUUAAGAGAAGUGAGAUAUACCCCUAGUGUUUCAGCGAAUGUAGCAGGCAAAUCCACCACCGUUAUCACCGUAAAGUAUUGCAAGGACGGAAAGAUUGACAGGCUAGCAAUGUUUAGUAGGGAGGGCGGGGUUUAGUAGACAGUCCGUUGACUUCAGUUCGCUUUGCUUUCCUGAGCUAGUUUUUGAGAGCAGCUUUCCGGCUCCACCCAGCAUUACAACAGCGUGCGUUGAUUAAAUAAAGUAUUUGUAAUGUUGCCUUAGGUGGCAUUAGAAUAUGCUGAAAUAGCUGAACUGGGUACGUCUCACCCAACUCUGCUGCCAGGGUACGUAGCGAUUAGCCGGACGGUUAGCCGCAUAGCACAAGCAGCUCAACUUCCGGGACGUCUGCUCAUCUCAAAGGAAAACCUUUGACAAGCAUGGCCUCCACUUCCCCACACAAUUUCUCCUGGGUCACGCCAGGCAAGCUGGCUGGUCUGGCGCUGCCCAGGAUGACAUCUGAAUACCAAUUCCUCCUGGACAACGGUAUCAGGCACUUGGUUUGCCUGUGUGAGCGAAAACCACCAUACUAUGACUCGUGCCCAGAGUUAAAUCUGCACCACAUAAAGAUUGCGGACUUCACUCCUCCUUCACCGAGUCAGAUUGACAGAUUCCUCUCUAUCGUGGAAGAGGCCAACUCCAAGGGGGAGGGUGUGGGAGUUCACUGCAUGCACGGUCAUGGGAGAACAGGGACCAUGCUGGCCUGCUACCUGGUGAAGACGGGGAAGAUGUCCGGGAUCGACGCCAUCAACGAGAUCCGCAGACUACGCCGGGGCUCGAUCGAAACUCACGAACAAGAGAAAGCUGUAGUGCAGUUUUAUCAGCGCACAAAGUAGCACAACGUAACACUGGACACAGCAAACGUCUUAGGUUAUAAUCAUAAAAUAACUGGAAGAGGUGCCUUAAUUGUGUUGCGAAAUACUUUAUUAUCUUGGAAUGGGAAACACAAGAAUGAAUGUUUAAAUGGGUGAUGAAUGGAUGUCCAGGACAACAAUCCUGAACCCAAUACUGACAUAAACUACAGUAUUCCUGUGGAACACUUGACUAAGGUGGACAUUUCUACAGUAAAUACAUAGAUGCACUGGCUUCUUACAUGGUACUGUGUACGGUCAUUUUGCUAGCACAUCAUUUCUUUUCUUUAUAUAGAUUACAGACGUUUUCCUCCUCUGAGGUUUCUGAUUACAAGGCUUUAACCUUUGUUCAUGCACUGGACGCCAGGGAAAAGAGACGCUGACGCUCCUUGAAUGUGAGCUUUUCAGGCGCCGACGCUCUCUUGAUUUUCUCCUCCUGGUUUCUGUAAAUAUACGAUGAUUUUAACGAUAAUGUUCAAAUUGUAUUGAUGUGGAAAUACUUACAAAGUAAGUAGUAGUUAAAAUAGACGUAUAGAGUAUUUAUUUUAAACACUUUUAAACUAGUUUAGGAAGAAUUGGAUUGAUGUCUCACUGUUUUAAGAAGUACAGUGACACUAAAUGAAGAAGCUUGUGGUAGUAUAGUUCUGACAUUUCGGCGUCAUUCAGCCAUCAUGAGUGAGAAUGCUACAUAAACAGCUGCUUGUUAAUCUUGAUUCCCUUUUGUUCAACAGCCAGAAGGUUAAACUCACGUUUUCAAAGCUCCGUUGUCUUGACUCCUUCCACUCGAUCUCUGAUCUGCCAAAAACAUGAAACUGUUGUAAUGUGCAAUAAAAUAAGAUGUCUGAUGAGUAGAUCCUCUUGAAUAAAUGAAACUGAUAAUGAACUUCUAAUACUUGCAGUUACCUGUCUUUGCUUCGUCUUCCUUCUGGGAGAGAUGAGUUCCAGCCUGCUUGUCUGGCUCCUUCAGUUCAGUCUUGAUGUUCCCAGCAGAGCUUCUCUUCUAAAGUUUGGAAAAAAUCAAUUAUUAGAGCUGCUGUAUCGUCAGCAUCAUGUCCAGAUCUUCAUCUUCCUCCUCAUCGUCAUCCUCUCCUCUCUGCUGAAUCUCCUGCAGCCUCCUCUGAAACUGCCACUCCAGGCUGAGCUUGCGCAGCCGGUCGCUCUCCUCCACCGUGCGCUUCGCUUUGGCCUGGAGCUCCUGCACCUCCUGCUCCAGGAGCUCCACUACAUGAAGCCUCUGCUGUUUCUCCAGCUUCUCCUGGGCCUCCCUCCUCCACGGAUCACCCAGCUCCUGAGGGUCUUUUUGCUUUGAGGGAACUGAGCCCUGCCUUUGUUGAGUUGGAGGUUCUUGGAAGGAGACAUGUUUUGUUGGGGUGGUGCUUACUUGGGAUUUUGUUGCCUGGUCCCUGUGUGUGGUGGAUCUUUGCUGCUGUGAUGGAAGUGGGGGCUGAGGCAGCUUCUUGGUUGCAGGAAGGGGGCAUGCGUAAAUAUGAUUAGCUUGGUUCUGAGGACUCUCUUUAGUUCCAUUUACUUUACUUUUCUUCACUACAAGCAAAGAUGAACUGUGGAAGGUGGUGAGUGGAGGAUUUGUGUGUGUGUUCACCGCUCUGGUUACAGGGAUGUCGAUGCGUAUUGGCUGGAUCGAAGGUGUAGGUGCUGGGUGUUGUGAAAAAGGAGUUCUCCACAUGCCGGCGCCACUUGUAUGGCUGCUCUGCUGUCGCUUUGUAAGAGGACAGUUUUCUGAGAGGAUGUCAUGAGUAGAAACACUUGAGCGAAUCGGGAAGGAUGAAUAGUGGCUCAUGGUUUGCUUUGCAUGCUGGUCCCUCUGCUCCCAAAAAUUCUGCCGUUUGUCCAGCAGGGGGCCUCCACUGUCCAUGCACAAGUUCUCCUGUGACAGAGCUUGGCGCUAGAAGGGAAAAUACAGGUUUUUGUGGCUUUUGCCCACUUGUAUUCAUCUUUUUAUGUACAGUCAGAACAGGAUGAAGUACACACAUCUACACAAAUAAAAUACCAGCACAACAAUGCAAACGUAAAAGUCUGGUACUUCAAAUCUUACUAAAACUAAAUAUUAUCAGCAACAUGUACUUAAAGUAUCAAAAGUAAAAGUAAUAUUACUACAGUUUAGUAGUUUGAUCUGGUGGUUCCAAGCCGAGGGUUCAGGCCCCUCCAAAAGGUCACGAGAUAAAUCUGAGGGGCUUUUGGUGCCAGAGGGACAUUAAGACUCUGUAGCAUGUUGUAAAGACUUACCAUUAAGGUCUUCUUACUGGAACUCUGUCCGUCUAAAGGCCUCAAAGACACCUUGAAUGUUUGCUGUGGUCGACUGAAUUCACACAGGUUCUUGUCUUGGGAUUUAGGGGUAGGAAGAGUCAAGUAUUCCCUGUGAAAUGUCUGAAUAAAGACACGAAAAGUAAACAAAAAAGGUAAUUUUGUGACAUAAAUUCAGUUAAAAACUGUUUAUUCUUAUAACGAUGCAGCAUUUCCUUCCCUUUUUUGUAUUUGUCUGACACUGUUCUUCACAGUAGCUGGACAUUUUACAGAUGUUACAAGGAAUUAGACGAAGGAAUCUAUAAAAAUCUCACAUCAGCACAGAGGUUGAUACUAGAGACAGCGGUCAUGUUGUUCCCUCUCAGAACAGGGUCAGCAGGUUCAGCUCCAUCCUCGGGCCCAAAAUCUGCUGAAAUACAGAGAAAAUACAUGGAGUUAUUCUUAGGACAGGCCCUAAAGCACUAAACAUAUUUCACAUUAAGGCAUUACUGUAAGUGCCCAGCAGCGGUAAGUGAAGUGCACCCACUGGUCAUGUUGGGGUUGGAGCGAUAAAGUUGCCUGUUUCUCUGCAUUAACUGCUCUUUCUUCCUUUUGCUGCUUCCAUGGAAAUGUUCCGAGGGGCCCGGAUCCACGACACCGUACAGCGUGAGCGCUUUACCGUCUGUAUCAGCACAACUUUCAUCGCCUUGUGAAGCAAGAAGAGGCAAUGAGGCCCUGAAGAGCAGGACGGGAAAAAACAACAUGGUUUAACUUGUGUAUUUAUUUACCUUUAAUCCGCUCUAAGGUCGGCUCGCUCAGCAGAGCCCCCAGGCCAUGGUAGCUCGCUCCAAACUUUGCAACCUGCAAGGUCACAACAGGGCCGGUUUGCAUCAUGAUAGCUGCUGCCCUAAAUCGAUAGAAGAUUAAUAAGGUCAAUUUAUUUUUCAUUUUUUCAUUUGAUUUCCUUAUCAAACUUUUAAGCAAACACAACAGUGUAAAGACUGUAUGGCCUUUGUUUAAUACUUUUAAUUAGAUUAUCUGGGUCUUGAUCUGAGAGUAAUGCUCUUUACACGUAAUGCUCUUUGCUGGACGUGUACGUCCAGCCAAACUGCCUUUAUUUCAUGACUUUAUCUGGAACUUAAUA